This is a messenger RNA of Corythoichthys intestinalis (scribbled pipefish), 6860 nucleotides long. RefSeq names its product pecanex 2 (gene pcnx2). Lineage: Eukaryota; Metazoa; Chordata; Actinopteri; Syngnathiformes; Syngnathidae. Gene Ontology annotation, cellular component: membrane. The record is from RefSeq and is a predicted model, not a curated record. The coding region runs from base 344 to 6592 and encodes 2082 amino acids. The transcript is spliced from 40 exons.
GAGCCAGUGAGGACGAGGGGCCAGAGCAAGAGAGAAAAAGUGAGAGAGGGAGGGAGAGCGUGAUGAAGGCGGGCAGAGCAGGAUGAGGAUAGCAUCGUUGGGGAUGAUUCAUCCAUCGACGCCGGGAUGGGAGACGGCAGAACUGCAAGGUGCAGGAGAGCCGAGCCGUGAUGUAGGAGCCGCGCCUUUGUGGCAACAUGGAGGCACGUAGCACCCGCUGAGGGAGAGAGCCUCUUUAUUGUAGCCUAGCAGCAUCAUCAGCACCAUUCGUCCGACAGACCUGAGCGGGGUGGAAGAGGAGGAGGUGGAGGAGGGCGAGGAGGAGGAGGAGAGGGAGGCUGAGAUGGGCUCCCAUGUUGCUCAGACCCUGCGUCAGGGCGUAUGGGCGUCUCUGACUGGGGGCUGGUAUCACGACCCGGAGCAGAAGAAAUUCAACAACUCAUGCCACCUCUAUCUGUGGAUCUUCCUGCUCAUGCUACCACUGUCUCUGCAUCUGGCCUUGCCUCCUACCACCAUGGCCCUGAGCAUAUACUGUGCUUCCGUCACCGUCUUCUUCGUGCUGGUCAAAACAGCCAACUACCGGCUGCACGUACUGUUUGACGAGGGCGAGGCAGUGGUCCGUAGCAGCCUCUCGGAUCUUAGCAGGGCCGCAGACAAGAAGAGUAACACUGCCUCCGAUGCCUGCCUGCCCUCCAACAUCAGAAAGAGCAGCACCGUCCCAGACAGCGUUGCCAUGACCAUGCUGACUUGCAAGCGUCCUAGUCAGGUGAUCCAGGUAACCGUCAAACAGACGGAAACCGACACAGGACUGAUCGGGGUGGACGGUUCCAAAUCAGAUGAGGGGAAGACGGUAGAAGACUGUGCCACAGAGGAAAGACCAGGGGAGACAGUCCCACAGCCAAGGAUGGAGCCUCCCCCAGAGGACUCCACUGUCAAGGAUCCUCCUUUGCUGCAGGCUCAGCAGAGGCCCACAUCCCUCAAGGAAAGACAGGAGAGUCCGUCUGUGGAAUUAAUCGCUGAAAAUAUGGAACAAGCAAAUGAUGAAAGACGAGAGGAGGAGGCCAGUAACGAGAAAGAGGAAGCAUGUGGAGAAACAGUUGAAGGUCUUCCCCCACCUGAAGGAAAUGAAGAUGACGGCAAUGUGAAGGAGAGCGAAGGGCAAAAGGAGCCUUCAGACGCCAACAAUAACUCACUGGAGAUCCAUCGAGAGUGCACUCAUGAACUCAUCGACAUUACAGAUCCAGCUAUACAGGAUGAGCAAGGGGAGGAAACGUACUGCUCUGAUGAAAUAGAAGUUGUCCUUACAGACAGCUCUGCUCCAGUGCCAUCGUCCCCUCCUCAUCACCUGGACGUUGAUGCGGUCAAGAUCGUCAUCACCAUGAAUUGUGAUCCCCGCACCGCCGCUCAGCUGGAAGAUGGUGUCAAGCAGAGCCUUUUGGAGAACGUCCAGGCACAAGAAGGUGCAGGAGAAUGCCACAUCAAAAUCCCAGUCAUCACCUUUGACCUGCCUGAGGAUGAGAAGCAGGAAAUGGAAGAUGCACAGGAAAAAGAAGAAGCAGACCUGUUAGAGGAUGAGACUGUUUUGAGACAGACAGCGAGCCAAAAUGAGAAGUUCUACUUGUGCAGAGACACUAUAAGCUCAGAUUCGGCCGUCUUGGAAAGUCCCCAUCUGGAUGGAGAGAAAGGCCCCACUAGCCCACAGCAGACCAAUGACAACAGCUCGUCCGGAACUGACGUCCACCACGAUAACACUGACCCUCCCAUUUCCAGCGCAGACCCUCAAGGUUUCCUUCGUCUGCCACCUGCUUUGGGCCGCUACGGUCCCGGAGGAAGGACGCACUUACGCGGGCUGAGCAUGGACAGCGGGAAAGAUGCCGUGCUGCUCUCGGACCGCUCCCAAAACACAACCACUAUGACCACCUCCAAGUCAGAUUUGGAGGCAAAAGAAGGCCAAAUUCCCAACGAAUCAAACUUUUUGGAAUUUGUUUCCCUGUUGGAGUCACUCAGCACCCGAGUGAUCGCCAGGGAAGAAGAUGGAUCAGAGUUCCAGGUAGAGGCGGGAUGCUCCGUGGAGAUGGAAAAGAAACACUCAGAGGAUACGGGUGCAUCAUCCAAAGCAGACGAGCCCAAAGAUAUCAAACCACACAGCAAAGCAGAACGACCUAAACCACCCACCAGUCUGGCUCCAGACAAGUCUGUUCUGCCAAUCCACAUUCCUAUUGUCUCACCAGAUAGCCCGCAGACGGAAAAAGAUCCUGACUACGACUCUCUGCCUUCCCAAACGUCCCAGUCGGAAAGUUCCAUGCUGCAGGUCAUUUGUCGACCAGAGGCUACGAGCAAGGAAGAAGCGUACACCUUUCACACUGUGCACCGAGAGAGGCCACGUAAGCUUUACGCUGAACGAGCUCUCAACCUGCCGCUGGGAGCCGAGCUGAUCACUGGCAACAUGUGUGACCUGCUGUCCACUUCUUCUAAUUCGGAGUGCCAGGACAGUGUGGUGGCCGGUCACGCUGACUGUCCUUUUCAACGUCGCAUAAUUCCUUCGCACCGACUUCGUCCCAGGAGGACGCACCCCGAGAUCUUUCAGGAGGAAGACUCUUUAGAUGACUCCUCAGAGACAUCCACUCAAGAGAAGCCCACCAGAAAGAUUUACUACAAGCUCAAGCUGUUUCCCGGCAAGUGGGUCAACAUUUUAUACGACAGACUCACAUUGCUUGCCCUUUUGGACAGGAACCAAGAGGUUCUGGAGAACAUGGUGGCUGUUUUCAUGGCUUUCCUGGUUUCCUUCCUGGGUUUUGUGCUGCUCAACGACGGCUGCUUCAAAGACUUUUGGGUCUUCCAGUUCUGUCUGGUCAUCGCAAGCUGCCAGUACUCCUUACUGAAGAGUGUUCAACCAGAUGCAGCUUCACCGACACAUGGUCACAACCAACUCGUGGCUUACAGCCGCGCUGCCUACUUCUGCAUCUUUUGCUCGCUCAUCUGGACUCUGGAGCAGCUCCUGCGCAAGAAGGACCUACCCGUGUCCACCUUGUAUGGUGUCACCAUUGUGUGCCACGACGCGUUGCGCUUCUUACAAAAUCUGCUAGUGGGUUUUACACAUUGCUUCCCAAUCAUGUUCCUGGUUGGCCUUUUCCCGCAAGUUAACACCUUCACCAUCUACCUGCUGGAGCAGAUUGACAUUCACUUUUUUGGCGGCACAGCUGCUACUAGUCUGAUCUCGGCAGUGUACAGCGUCGUCCGCAGCUUGGCGGCUCUGUCUCUUCUCUAUGGCUUCUGCUUCGGGGCUCUCAAGGAGCCUUGGGACGAGCAGCACACGCCGGCCUUGUUCUCUGGUUUCUGCGGCCUUCUGGUGGUCUUCUCUUACCACCUGAGUCGGCAGAGUAGCGACCCCUCUGUCAUGCUAUCCCUGAUCAAAUCCAAAGUGAUGCCCCAGUUGGUGGAAGGUGACGAACAGGAGGAAGGUCAAGACGCGGACAUCGAAGACCCUCUGCCUAAGAAGUUGCGGAAUUCUAUGAAGGAGAUUCUUCUGUCAGAUGUGAUCGUGUGCUCGCUGGCGUACAUCUUGACUUUCGCCAUCACAGCAAGCACAGUCUUCCUGUCGCUAAAGCCCUUUGUGACCAUCGUACUGUACGCGUUGGCCGGCACGAUAGGCUUCGUGACGCACUACCUCAUCCCCCAGCUGAGAAAGCAUCACCCCUGGCUGUGGAUCUCGCACCCGCUGCUCAAGACCAAAGAGUACCACCAGUUUGAGCCCAGAGAGGACGCAGUACUGAUGUGGUUCGAGCGCCUUUAUGUGUGCCUACUGUGCUUCGAGAAAUAUGUGGUGUACCCCGCCAUCGUACUGAGCGCGCUAACCAAUGAUGGUUUUGCCCUCAGCCACCGCAAGAGGCUUGGCAUCCAUUUCGACGUCCUGCUGACGACUGUGGCCGGGAUGAAGCUCCUGCGCUCCUCCUUUUGUGACCCAAGCUUUCAAUUCCUCACCUUGCUCUUCACACUGGUCUUCUUCCAUUUCGACUGCCCGCAUGCCUCCGAAAGUUUCCUUCUCGACUUCUUUGUCGUAUCCAUCCUCUUCCACAAGAUGCGUGAGCUGCUGCUGAAGCUUCACUUUAUCCUGGUCUACAUCGCCCCCUGGCAGAUCGCUUGGGGCAGCGCCUUCCACGCCUUUGCCCAACCCUUCGCAGUACCUCACUCUGCGAUGCUGCUUUUGCAGACUCUGAUCACCACAGUCUUUUAUACCCCACUGGCCCCGUUUCUGGGUAGUGCCAUCUUCAUCUCCUCAUAUCCGCGACCCAUUAAGUUCUGGGAGAAAAACUACAAUACGAAGCGCAUUGACAACUCCAACAGCCGCCUGGUGUCUCAAGUGGAUAAAGAGACAGGCUGCGACGACAACAACCUCAACUCGAUCUUCUACGAAUACCUGACACGCUCGCUUCAGCACUCGCUAUGCGGCGACCUCAUGCUGGGCCGCUGGGGUAACUACAGUGCCGGGGACUGCUUCAUUCUGGCCUCGGACUACCUCAACGCCUUGGUACAUCUUAUCGAGAUCGGCAACGGCUUGGUCACCUUUCAGCUACGCGGGCUGGAAUUCAGGGGAACCUACUGCCAGCAGAGGGAAGUGGAAGCCAUCACUGAAGGUGUGGAGGAGGACGAUGCCUGCUGCUGCUGUGAGCCGGGUCACUUGCCCCAUAUGCUGUCUUGCAACGCCGCCUUUAACUUGCGCUGGCUGGCUUGGGAAGUAACGGCCACCAAGUACCUGCUGGAGGGUUACAGCAUCAGUGAGAACAACGCCGCUACAAUGCUGCAGGUCUAUGACCUCCGCAAGCUGCUGGUCACCUACUACCUGAAGAGUGUUAUUUACUACCUAGUGCACUCCCCAAAGCUGACCACCUGGCUGAAGGACGCCACCAUUCAUGAGGCACUGCAGUCUUAUACAAAGUGGCACCACAUCGAGCGAGACCCCCAGGUGUUCAGCGUCAAGAUAGACGAGGACUACGUACACUGCUUGCAGGGGGUGACGCGAGCCAGCUUCUGCAAUGUGUACCUGGAGUGGAUCCAGUACUGCGCUGGCAAAAUGGAGACGCCUGUCGACAGCGAUGAAGACUCCCCUCUGGUGACUCUGUCGUACGCUCUGUCAGUUUUGGGAAGACGAUCACUUGGAACAGCAUCGCACAACAUGUCCAACAGCCUGGAAUCCUUCUUGUAUGGUUUCAACACACUGUUCAAAGGCGACUUCCGCAUCGCCACCAAGGACGAGUGGGUUUUUGCCGAUCUUGACCUGCUGCAGAAGGUGGUGGCUCCUGCUGUCAGAAUGAGCCUGAAGCUCCAUCAGGACCACUUCACCUGUCUGGAGGAGACUGAAGAGGCAUCCAUUUUGUACGAGGCCAUUACAAACUACCGCGGCAGCCUGGUCAUUUGCCACGAGAGUGACCCGGCCUGGCGCAAGGCGGUGCUAUCCAGCUGUGACACGCUGCUCACGCUGCGCCACAUGGUGGACGAUGGCACGGAUGAAUACAAGAUCAUCAUGCUCUACAAGCGCCACCUCAGCUUCAAAGUCAUCAAGAUCAACAAGGAGUGCGUGCGAGGCCUCUGGGCGGGCCAGCAGCAAGAACUGGUCUUCUUACGGAAUCGCAACCCGGAGCGUGGCAGCAUUCAAAACUCUAAGCAGGCAUUGAGGAACAUGGUCAACUCGUCGUGCGACCAGCCACUAGGCUACCCCAUGUACGUGUCGCCGCUGACAACGUCAUACGCGGGAACGCACCGGAUGCUGCGCACUAUCGGAGGUGGGGCAUCCAGCUUGGAUGCCAUUCGAUCCUGGCUGUGCUCCAAAUGGCUCAGAGUGCGCAAGGACAACCUGAACAGCUGCAACAGCGGUGUCAAUGUGGAUGAUGGUGACUGCGGCACAGGAGGUUCAUCAUCCCUGAGCCACAACCGGCCGUCUUCGGUAACCUCAAACAGUUUGAGUGUUUACCAGCAGAGAGCCCCUCGUACCACGCGCAGUCACCGGCACCACAACUCGGCAAGGAGAGAGUAUCGAAGCAGGUCGGUGCAACCUCAGACUCAGCGCCCGCCAGUCAGCAGCCAAUCGGGACCCAUCGUGGACUCGGCCUCCAAUCAUGGCCUGGUCCAGCGUCUGUCCAACAGCCAGUUGUCCUUCAACACUUCCAUAGCCUCCAUCUUCUCCCAAGUCCCUCGUCUCUCGGGAAAUGGCGGGAUUAACUCACAGCUCCAGGCAGCACAGAAUCAGCAGCGUUCCAGUCAGGUGUCGUCCUCCUCCUCCACCCUGAGUCUACUGUUCGGCAAGCGCAGUUUCUCAAGUGGCCUGGUUAUCUCAGGGCUGUCCGCGGCAGAGGGGGGCAAUACGACCGACACGCAGUCGUCGUCUAGCGUCAACAUCGCUAUGGGACCCUCACACCGGUCAGGGAGCAGGGCCACGCAGUGGACUUCCGAGCCUUACGAAAGCAUCGACGAGACAGUUCCCGACGCCGCUGUCGAACAGUUACACGACCGGAGCGUUAGCCAGGGGUUGGAGAAGAUGCCCUCAGAGGACAUCGCCUCGACAGCUCCUGAGGCAACGGAUGAAAAGACUGUUUGAGAACGCGUAUAUAAGUGUUCUCAUUUCUAGAGAGGACUGAACGAUUUAUUCUUGUCCAGUAGGAGACCAACCGUAAUGCACAGCGACCUGCCUCCACAUCCUCAGCAUGUGCUCUCACCUUUGUUCUCUGAAUGUACUGUCAACACUAUCAUUGAUACUGUCAACAAAAUAAAACAUGUUUUUAACUUAAGCCUCUCAGUGGUCUUUCCAUACAGGCCGGAGGGUAGGGGACUGUGCAGUCGUUAAAUCUCUCAUUUUGUCUUCCUGA